Penicilliopsis zonata CBS 506.65 is the source of this 2223-nucleotide messenger RNA. RefSeq lists its product as hypothetical. The coding region runs from base 1 to 2223 and encodes 740 amino acids. Gene Ontology annotation, cellular component: nucleus. Gene Ontology annotation, molecular function: RNA polymerase II cis-regulatory region sequence-specific DNA binding; zinc ion binding; DNA-binding transcription activator activity, RNA polymerase II-specific. Lineage: Eukaryota; Fungi; Ascomycota; Eurotiomycetes; Eurotiales; Aspergillaceae. The record is from RefSeq and is a predicted model, not a curated record. The transcript has 3 exons. Gene Ontology annotation, biological process: regulation of transcription by RNA polymerase II; DNA-templated transcription.
AUGACGGAUCCCGAGCGUCGACGCAGAAGGCCGCCCGUCUCCUGCUCUCUUUGUAGGAGACGGAAGAUUCGAUGCAAUCGGGAGAACCCUUGCAACAACUGUAUUAAGUCCGGAAAGAGUCCUUGCGUCUAUGAGAACUGUGCCUCUCUAAGCCAUGGCCAAAGAAUCAGACCAGUCCCCGCCCGUGACGUUGGGAAAGCUGCUUCCCCGUCACGGAUCAACGACGAUUCCAGUGCAAGCAGAGCGUCGGCAGUGCCUACUAUUAGUCUGCCCAGUUCUUUAAUAACCAGCUCAGCAAGUGGAUCAACUGCUACCAGCCAACCUUCUGCCCAGGACGCGGAAUCCAUGAAGAACCGAAUUCGACAACUCGAGGACCAGCUGGCUCAGGUUCUAUCUCAUGGGUCCACUCAGUCUCCCGCCUCGGUAUCAAACUCAAACAUAGAUACAAUGGCCUCGGAGUUAUAUGGUACCUUCCAUAUCCAGCGUGAAAGCCGUGGUCAGCCUCAUGCGAUAAUCAGUGGUGUUGCGCACAAAACCCGCCUGUUUGGCCGAAGUCAUUGGAUCCAGGGUAUUGCCUCGGCCUUUCGAGAUGUUCUCGCAAUGACGGCGAAGAAUCUACACGGCAAGUCCAAGGCUUCGACGGGUAUACAACAGUGCAAGUCCUUGGCAAGGGUCAUCAAAAAACAGCGGGCUCCUCCAUGGCCUACAAUGCCAAAUGUUAAUCUACCCCCUAGAGCCGUUGCUGACGAGCUCAUCGACUGCUAUAUCCGGACAAGUGAAACUAUCUAUCGAGUCCUGCAUUUUCCGACGUUCAAACGUGACUAUGAGGCUCUCUGGCGCUCAGAAACCGAACCUGAUAUGGAAUUUCUGGUCCAACUUAAACUCGUCUUUGCCAUUGGAGCUACUACGUACGAUGACACAUUCUCUCUGCGGACAUCGGCUGUUCACUGGAUAUACGAGGCUCACACCUGGGUAUCGCAACCCGAGUUCAAAGCAAGACUCAACAUCCAGGCUCUGCAAACAAGCAUUCUUCUAUUGUUCUCUCGAGAAGCCGUGAACGUAGGCGGACAUUUGACCUGGAUCGAAGCUGGCUCGCUCCUUAGAGCGGCUGUGUCUAUGGGGUUGCAUCGGGAUCCUAUACAUCUGCCAGAGAGCUUAAACUUCGCGGCCGAGAUGCGCCGAAGGCUUUGGAACACCAUUCUCGAAAUAAAUAUCCAGUUCAGUCUUGCCUGUGGAGGCCCCCCAUUCAUUACCCUAGAAGACUUUGAUACCAGACCUCCUGGCAAUUUCGACGACGAGCAGCUUCUUGCCGAGGACCCUUCGCCUAGACCAGAAACCGUUUUCACUCAGGUAUCCUUUGCAAGAGCCUUCCGGGAGACGCUUCCGGUUCGUUUAACAAUCGUCAAAUUCUUAAAUGACCUCGAGAGCCAAGGCUCAUACGAGCAAACGCUCCGGCUCGAUACCCAGCUAAGGGCGUCUUUCAAGGCCAUGUACCGAGUCAUCCACACAUAUCAUUCAAACAUGGAUCCCUCUUCUCCGUCUCGGUUCGGGAUACAAGUGAUGGACUUGAUGCUACAGCACUACGUAUCGACUCUCCACGCCCCUUUUUACGGCCAGUCAUUGAACGAGACAGCUUAUGCAUACACCAGGAAGGUUGUAGUUGACUCUUCGCUCAAGGUAUGGUUUACAGUGCAGCCAAGCACAGGCGCCAUGGCCACCCAGUCGCGCAGCAAUACGGCCCCCUUGCCUUUGCAUAAAGAUCUUGCCAGACUGGCUACCUGCGCGAAUGGAUUCUAUCGACUGCUCUCCAUGAAAUCUGCCAUGCUUAUCUCCAUGGACCUCAAGGCACAGCUGCAAGAGGACGAUAGUCUAAGCCCUGUUCCUAUACGACCAGACCUGCUAUCCGUGCUAUACGAGGCUAAAGAUUGGGCAUUGCAAUGCAUCGAGGUCGGAGAGACCAAUAUCAAAGGCUAUCUUUUUGUGUGUGUUGCUGUCACACUGAUCGAAGCCCUAAUGCGACGCACCGUGAAAAAUGAGAUUCCAGGGCUAUUGGUCAAAGCUGCCGAGGGUGCUGAAGAGAAGUGUCUGCCGAUACUCCGGGGGAUGGUAUCUCGGGAUCAGGCUCAAGACACCUCACCAGGUGAGCUUCUUGAGAAGGUGUCUUUGGAAUUCCCAGCCAAUGAGAUGAUGGAAGACUGGGACUUAUUGGUAAGUGUUGUAUAG